This is a messenger RNA of Spathaspora passalidarum NRRL Y-27907, 1480 nucleotides long. RefSeq names its product Sur7p (gene SUR7). Gene Ontology annotation, cellular component: plasma membrane; cell cortex; membrane raft. The transcript is spliced from 2 exons. The record is from RefSeq and is a predicted model, not a curated record. NCBI's taxonomy places the organism in Eukaryota, Fungi, Ascomycota, Pichiomycetes, Serinales, Debaryomycetaceae. Gene Ontology annotation, biological process: endocytosis; septin cytoskeleton organization; cortical actin cytoskeleton organization. Bases 1 to 807 code for a protein of 268 amino acids.
AUGAGAGUUAUUCACACAUUUUUAAACCAAUUCUUUUUAGUUGGUGCUACAUUAUUAUUGGUGUUAACCGUAAUCUCCGGAACCACCAACAACAGCUCAUUAAGAAACUUUUACUGGUUACGAGCUGAUGUUGCCGGUAUACAAAAUGCUCCAGCAGACACCAGUGUGUGGACCUUUUGGGGGGUUUGUGACAAGAGCAACUUCACCAACUGUAUCUUAGGCCCUGCCUUCCCAAUUUCCCCAACCGAUAACUUUGGUACCACUGAAAACAUUCCAACCGAUUUCAUUGACAACAGAAACACCUACUUUUAUUUGAGUAGAUUUGCGUUUGCAUUUGCCAUUAUUGCUCUUGCGUUCACUGGUUUAGCCGUGAUUGUUGAAUUCUUGGCUUACUGUUUUGAAUUGAUUGACAGAGUUGUCAUUUUCUUGAUCACUUUUGGUGUUUUCUUCAUGGCUGGUUUCGCCUCUAUGCAAACUGCCGUUGUUGUCUUAGCUAGAAAUGCCUUUAGAAACGGAGGCAGAACUUCCAAUGUCAAUGCUACCUUGUUGGGUGUUACUUGGGCUGCAUUUGCUUGUUUAGUUAUCUGUUGGUUCUUGACCUUUGCAGCUAACAUCGCUCAAUCAUACAGAAAACACAUAGACAGAGUCCAUGAACGAGAAGCCGCACAAGCUCCAAUUGCUGACGACUCUUCUUUUACCAGAGCUGCCCCACCAGAUGAACCAAAGGAUACUGAAGAUCACACUGGUGGUAUCAGAUUCUUUAAGAUCAAGAGAAACCAAAAGGUUUCUGAUGAAGAAUCUGUAUAGUCAUACCUUGUAAAGCUCUUCCCAAUGUGUUUAAAAGAACAACAGCAAAAGAAAUUUCGAACUUCGUUUACGUUUUGACCUUUUUAGUUUCGUUAUCCAUUCAUACAAGAGAAGCUUUCAAAUUAAUGUCAAUACCCAUCCAUCAUAUCAAACACCCCAUCUCUUUUCUAUUUUGUUUAUUUUAUUUUAUUUUAUUUUAUAUAAAUGUGUAUUAACAGUUAAUCUAUGUAUGUAAUUGUGUAAUUUUCCCCACUGGAACAAUUAAUUAUUAGCAUGUAUGUACACCUGCUUAUGUAGCUAGCUUGAUGAGGCGCCCCCCCUUUUAGUUGCAAGGGCCAGUAGUUGACAGCCAAAAAAAAAAAAAUAAUUUGGAUUUGUUUGCAUAUGUGUGUGCUCCUUAAAAAAAGGGGGUACGGAAGGUAAUGGAGCUAACUGGAGUAAACAGAGGGGUAUCCAUUGACACAGCUCAACCGAGGUUCUCUCUAGACAAGAUGUCUCUGCCUGACAGAAGUGUACUCGCAGAGCUACCAACUACUAACGGUCUAAUUUCAAGUUUAGAGCCUCUUCUCGUCAUCGCCGCAAUGUAAAUAAAGUAAACAAAGGCUUUCUCGGGGAAGCAAACUAAGCAAACUUACGAAGUCCAAGAAGAAAAUAGAAUUAGGCUAUUAUUCGU